Drepanopeziza brunnea f. sp. 'multigermtubi' MB_m1 is the source of this 1125-nucleotide messenger RNA. RefSeq lists its product as uncharacterized. NCBI's taxonomy places the organism in Eukaryota, Fungi, Ascomycota, Leotiomycetes, Helotiales, Drepanopezizaceae. The record is from RefSeq and is a predicted model, not a curated record.
AUGGCACCACGUCUGAUGUUGUUCUUCGGAGCUCCACCUCCCAGCUCACUCAGCUGGAAUCAAGACGAUCUCCUCGACACCUUCAUCGAUCCCAUUGCCCAACUGCUCGGGAUUGACAGCAGUAAUCCAGAUCCGAAAUCAACAUCAUCAACAUCAACAGAUCCCCAAUGGAGAUCUCUGCCUUUAGAUCGCAAGCAGCUGACUACGGGUCUGACGCAAGACUUCGAUCAACACCAGCUCUUUACAGGCUAUCCUCAGUCCCAAGGCGACGAAGGAGCUUCUUUCUUCACAACCUCUCAAGUUGAAUUUGAGAUCUCUCAAUCCCAAUUGCCAGGCGACUCCUUCGCCUCCACCCAAGCACAGAUCUCACAAGUCCUCUCCCAGUUCUACGAAGAGUCUUACGCCCGCCAUGUGGAUGUUCCAUCUUCCCAGAUCGCUCCAGCCUCGGAGGGUCCAGCAUCGUUCACUAGCGACGAAUGCUCGUUCACAUCCGCAUCCUUCGAGUCCUCAUUUCGUGCCACUGCCCAGAUCAGAGAAGCGCCUAUCGCUGGCCGUCUAACCAACAUCAGGGAUGUACCGAGACCGGAGUACCUCGAUUCCAUCCAACCGCAGACCAUGACCGUCAAUCUCAUCGUGGGCAUUAUAUCCAUGCCACAGCCCAGAGGAGUGAAGACUCGGCGAGGAGAUAGCGUUUCCCUCGUUGAGGUCCUCGUUGGCGAUGAAACGAAAUCCGGGUUCGGAGUCAAUUUCUGGUUGUCUUCUUCUCGGCCGGUGGAAGGGGAUAUGAGGAGUGUGUUAGAAGGUUUGAGGCCGCAGGAUGUGGUGCUUAUGAGGAAUGUAGCCUUGAAUAGCUUCAAGGGAAGGGUUUAUGGACAGAGUUUGCGGAAAGAGAUGACCAAGGUUCAUCUGCUGUACAGGAAUCGGGUGAAUAGGACGGAUGUGGGUGGCUGCUAUGGUGCUGCUGACUUGGUGAGUGGCGAUGGUGUCCACCCACAGGUAGAGAAGACGAGAAGGGUUAGGGAAUGGGUAUUGAAGUUCGUGGGUGGGGGAGCAGCUGUGAAGGCAGGGGGGAUGGGGAGCGUUUCGGAGAUCAUGAACGAGACCUUGCCCCCAGAUACGCAGUAA